AUGUUGCGCCCAGCAGUGCUCGGCAUCUCCUGGCACAACCUGACCUCUCCCUCUCGGUGUGUUGCUGUCGCGUCGCCGCCGGCCGAGCUAUUCUCCUCAGUCCUACUUCUCCGGCCAACUUCUCCUCUCGGACUUGCGAUCCCCUCAUUUCUUUCCUCACCGGCGCACAUCUUCGACCAGGGGCAGAGCCGAGCCCUAGCCUCGCCUUCUUCUGGUUUUCUUGCGUUGUGCCCUAGGUUUUCUCUUGCUGUUGGAUCCGAACAAAACAGUAGUGAGUAUCAGACAGGAGCAAGCAGUGACGAGUUCUUCUUGUGUCUCUGCUUGAUAGUGCCGAAGACAAUACCGAGCUGUGUUUUAGCCGGAUCUUGGAGGGUACUAGAAUUCCAGAAGAGGAUAAAUUGCUGUGGGGUUUUUUCUUAG
Zingiber officinale is the source of this 420-nucleotide messenger RNA. RefSeq lists its product as uncharacterized. The transcript has 4 exons. The record is from RefSeq and is a predicted model, not a curated record. Lineage: Eukaryota; Viridiplantae; Streptophyta; Magnoliopsida; Zingiberales; Zingiberaceae. Bases 1 to 420 code for a protein of 139 amino acids.